CGAGUCGUUUGGCUCUAGUGUGACCUGGGGCUUUAGACGACACUGCUUGAUAUGAUAUCCACAUUUAACUUACACAGUAGGAAUGAGACUUCCACAGAUGCUUUUGCCGACUGCGCACCAAACUUCACUCGCCUGGCCCUCGUAGAGGGCCGUCUGGAGCCGCGUUUCCUUUGUUGACUGUUCUAGUGAGCAUAUAUUUUGAAGGCGCUAACUGGCGUAGCAGUCAAGCCUGUAACGAAACUCGCAUUGCAACGAGCAGAGGCACGCACGUCUGCUUCUUUACAUAGCAAACGUAGAUUUGCAUUUGCUCUGAAUCUGGAAAAGAGCCGAUUUCGGCCUGGCGUGUGUUCGGGGCCGGGGAGGUCCGACACGGAGGCCCUGCCAGCCAGUCGCCCGGGGAUGCCCCUGCCAACCAGCCCGCGGGAGAAACUGCAAUGCCCGCACACCUCUUGGGCAUUGUCAGUAGUGCUGUUGUUGAUUGCGGCAGGGAAUGCAGGAUGGGGACCGGGGCUCGCAGCAGCAGAAUCUUCCCCGGCCGAGUGCGCCAGCGCCCUCGCAGACUCCAUGGUUCGCGAGUUCGUGUUUAAUCUCGCUGGACGGGGCGUGGUGUUCCAAGACAUCGGUAACGUCACGCGCGGGCCCAUAGCCACCUUCAACUCCUGCAUCGCGCUAGCAUCCAGCUCAGUCACUGAUGUCAAGGUCGUACAGUGGAUGCUGUACCCGGGGUGGCAGGGCAGUGCUGUGUUUGAUCUCAUGCGCUACUCCGCCCGCGUCCUCAAGCUGACAAAGUACAGCUUCUUGUAUCCCGACACGCUGCCGCCGCCGGCUACCAUGGUCACGCCCGAUGACUUGGAUGCGCUGCUGCGGACGUCCAAUGCCAACUACACCAUCACGUCGCAGGACGUCUCGGGAAUGCCCCUAGCAACUUUCCUCGCUGACCCCGAGGUUCACGCGGCACGGUUGUCCAGCAUGCCUAUCUUCCACGACAUCCCAGAGAACUUCUGUGCCGAGCCGCUUGCGCCUACCGGGCCGCUUUUCCCACGCACCUUUCUGUUCACGCUGUUCCGGGCGGACGUUAUGUCGGCGUUGGCGGCGGCUGGGCUCAUACCGGGCGGAACCGGCCCGUUGAGCGAGUGGGUGGAGGUCUUGUCGCUUCUGGACGCCUACGCCUCCCUGGUCCGGCAGCAGCAAGCCGACCCCGCCUCCCUGCCCUCGAUCGUGCCCAACCCGCUGCCGCCCUUCCCAGUCUGCAUCAACACCGACUCCCUGUGCGGGCGGCAGACCGACGUCCUCGCCGCAAUCGCUGCCAGUGUCAUCCAGACCCGGGGGACGCAACAGGGCUACUUCUUGGACCUGUCGCUGCAGCCGCCGGCUGCCGUGCCAACUGUCAACAGUACGGCAUGGCGUUACGCAGCGUCCGUACUGGCGGCGCUGAUGCGGUACAAUCCCAGCGAAGCCGACCAGACCGCCGCCACCAAGGUGACAGGUGGCCUGGACGGCACGAGGCCAGCAGGCGCGCACAAGUGCCACGCACUGGCGCAAGACUUCAACAUCGGCAGGUGCCUGCUGCAGUUUGAGUUUGACAUUGAGAUUUUCAUGGGGACAAACUUCGCCCAAAUCAACAAGCCCGGCCAGUACGGCGUCGCGCCGCUGCCGGGGAGCCGCCUGGUGGCGGCGCCGCCGGGUUAUGACGUUUCGGCCGCAGCAGCAACGGCGGCAGCUGCGGGUAGCGGCAGCAGCAGCAGCAAGGGCGCGAAGUUUGGCCUGCUGGAGGGCACGGACCUCUUGCCGUGCACGGAGGAGCUUUGUGGCUUGUCCCACAACCACGACUUGCUGUAUCUGCAACCCACGAUCGAGGGCGCGGAGGUGGCUGCCGCUGCCUCGGACGCCGCGGCUGCUCUCGCUGCCGGCCGCAACGUCAGCAGCAGCAGCAGCGGCAGCCAGCGUAUCGACACAGGCGACUCGCCGCUCCCGUUGUAUGCAGAGCGGGAGCGGGUGGCGGCGGCGCGACUGAAAGCCAACCUCGGCGCCGCGGUACUGCCGCCGCUGGUGAACCGGGCACCCUACAGCGUGGCCUUAGACCAUGUGUUCACAGUCCGCUACCAAGGUGCGGGUGUGGACACCGUCAGCCUGGGCGACAUGGUUGCGAUGCAGCAGUGGUCGGUGCAGGGGUUGAGCUCGACCCGCACACGCCGCCAGGCCGCCACCGACACGCUGCGACAGGCCCUGGGCUACCAGACGGUUACUGGCAACAGCUCCAUUCACAGCUGCAAUGACUACGCCACAUGGGACUGGUGGCGCCUGUUUGCGCCCUCACAGCGCCGUGCGAUGGCAAACGCCACCUCCUCUGGCCACCGCCGCCAGCGUCAGCUCCUGCUCGACGACGCGGCGGCGUCCGCUCCCAGCCGCAACCUGUCGUUCCUGUACGCGGACUGGGCGGAUAUUGCAGCGGACGUGGCGCAGUCCGGGGGCUCCCGUGACGCCGCCGGCUUUGGCGGGCUGUACCUCCACGCGCUGUGGCACGCAACACACAGCCCCAACAUCGCGACAGACAUGCAGUCACCCACCACGAUCAACUUUUUCCGCUACGCCCUCGACCACGGCAGCAUGCUGCUUCUGCCGCCCAACAACAGCUACAACGGUAGCUACAGCCCCGUUGACGAGAUGAUCCCAGCCACGCCGGCGGCCGUGGACGCGGCACUGGGGCUGGUGGACCGCGUGUGGCGGCUGGCGGUGGCCGCUCAGGGCAACGGCACGGUGCGGCGCACCUACGAGGCAUCCAUAUCCGCCCCCGACUGGCAGCCGCCGCCGGUGGACAAUUCGGGUCUGAGCCCGGGCGAGGUUGCGGCCGUGGCGACCUCGGUGGCGGUUUUUGUGACGCUGGUGGUGGCGCUGGUGGCGGUGCUGGGGCUGGCGGCGCUGCGGCGCAGGCGGCGGCGGCGCAACCGUGACAUGCUGGGGCGAGUCGUGGCGCCCAGGGAGGGGCCGGACACGACGCUGCUCAUUACAGACGUGCAAAACUCCACCGUCCUCUGGGAGGGGCUCCCUGUCGCUGUCAUGGAUAUUGUGCUCAAGAUCCACCACGGCCUCAUCCGCGCCGUGCUGUCCAAACACGACGGCUACGAGAGCGCCACGGAGGGUGACUCCUUCAUCCUGGCCUUCGCAACGCCGCAGUCGGCUAUGGACUUUGCAACCGAGUGCCAGGUCGCGCUGCUCAAAGCCGACUGGCCGCCCGCGCUGUUGGACCACCCCGACGGCGCGCCCGUGCUGGUCCUGUCGCCUCACGACCCUCGAGACGUCAAGCACGCCAACGCCACGCUCGCGGCGCUGGGCCUGCUCUCCCCCUCGCGCAUGCUCAGCAGCCGCCACAUGUCGGGCUCGGGCGUGCACAAGCGCGGCUCCCUAGCGGGCGGCGGCAGCGGCACCGUUGGCGUGGAGCGGAGCGAGGGCGCGAUCAAGCACCAGGCGCAACAGCUGCAGCUGCACCCAGGCCGUGGCAGCCUCAAGGCCAUGCUGCCUGGCACUGGCAGCGCGUUCGGCAGCCUCGUCACAGGUGGCGUCGCCACCACCGGAAGCAGCAGCUGCAAGGAACUAUCGCUGUCACAUGGCCUGGCCAGCAGCGCUUUCACAGCCGAGUCCUCCGGCCUUGGCUCCGCCGCCCCCGCUGUCCCUGCUGGCGCCAGGCGCACGCUGGCCGCUCUCCGGCCAAGCAGCCUGGGCGUCGUAGGGCACGGCAGCUCCCCGCAGGUCCACUUGUUCGCGCCGCUCACGCCGACGGCGUCGCCCGGUGAGGCGCCCGUGCCGUCAGGCGCGGCUGUGGGUGCUGCUGGGGUCGUGCUGGAGUCUCCCUUCACGGCAGCGGGGGCGCCAGCAGCAAACACGCCUGCAACUGCCGGCCAGCCCGGCGCCGUGGGGCACCCAUCUGGUGGCAGCAGGGACACAUGCUGGGUCAGCGGCAGCGGAGUGGCGGCCCUGUUUCCGACUGUGCUGAGCGUCGGCGGGGGCAGCGCUGGCGGCGCCAACGGCGCUAUGGCAGUGGAUGCGCUGGUUGGUCCGGGCGGCUGCUCUUGGAAGGAGUUGUUGGGUGCCGCGUUUCCGGUGCUGCCAAUGGAAACACCGGAGGGCCGCCGUCUGGCAAUGCUGCUCGGCGCUGGCGGAGGCGGCAGUGGCGGAGGUGGAGGUGGCGGAGGCGGCAGCCGCCGGGGCAUGAGCGGCCGCAGCGGCUCGCUUGGCGGCGGCGGCGGCGGCGGCGGGGGAGAGGGCGGCGACGAGGAGGGGGAGGAGGGGCAGCACCGCGCCCACACGGGUUUGGAGGAGGUGUUUGGAUCCAUGACCGGCGCGGGGGCGCAGCUGCUGCAAGGGGAGGGCUGGCGGCCUGGCCCAUAUGCGCCGUGCGUGCACCUGCCGGACGGGCGGCUGGCUGUGGUGGCGUUCCGCGGGCUGCGAGUGCGCAUGGGCUUGCACACCGGCCUGGAUGAUCCAGAAUCGGUGGCCUUCAACAAGGUGUCGAGUGCGUACGCCUACAAGGGUCAUUUUGCGGAGCUCGCAAAGCUGGUCAGCGACGCUGCGCCCGGCGGACUCAUCUCAUUGUCCUCUGCCGCCUUUUCCCGGCUGCGUAACACACGCUCCACGACCGGCAGCGACAGCGGCAGCAGCACCGCCGGCGACAAGGCGGCUGCCGCCAGCGCCGCCGCAGAGGCGGCGGCGGCAGAGCAGGCGGGCGGCUUUCUAGCCGAGGGCGAUGACGAGGGUGGCGGAGGAGCCACCGCCCGCCACUCUGCCACGGGCGCCGCCGCCGCUGUCGUCAAGGAUUCCGUCUCAAGCUUCCUCUCUGGGAUUAAACAUAUGUUCGGCUCGCGCCGAGCCGCCGCGGCAGCCGCGGCGGCGGCCGCCGCUGCCUCCAGUCGUGGCGCAGUGAUUGUGUUUGCCGGCAGGCAUAUGCUGUCGGCGGAUCCAAAGCCCAAGGAAGCCCCGCCGGUGCCGCGGUCGGGCGGCGGGGCGCUGGGCUCCAGCAGACGGCACCGCUUCAGCCGGCUGCGCUCUGGUGCCAGUGGCCUAAGCGGCGCAGCGGCGCCGGGCGCUGGAACGACGGGUCCGACGGUGACGUUGGCUCUGGCGGGACCCGUGGCGGAGGCGACGCUGGCGCUGGAAGAGGUCUCGCCCGACUCCGAUAACGAGCUCGGCGCGGGCGCGCAGCAGGCGGCUGGCCAAAUCGGCGGCGCUGCUGCUGAUGCCAAUGACACGGUUGCUGCCACCGCGGCCGCGCGAGUCCAUGCCCAGCAGCAGCAGCUACAGCCGCAGCUACAGCCGCAGCCACAGCUACAGCCACAGCCGCAGCUACAGCUGCAGCUGCCGUCAGCAGCGGGGGUCCAGUCCAACGGCCGGCACAAUCACGCAUCACUGCAGCACCAGCACCAGCACAGACAGUUCGGCCGCUCCAUCGACCGCGGCGCGCUGGCAGGCAUGCUCGCAGAGGCCCUGGUGGAAGCCGCCUCCGCCACCCAGUCCGCCAUCGCCGCCGGCGCCCAAGGCACCCACGGCACCAACAGCGCCCACGGCGUCGCCGCUGCAGCUGUCGCCGACGGCACCGGGACUGCCUCGCCGCUGCCGCCGCCUCGGCUGCGCCACGUUGGCGAACUGCUGGCGCUGAUGCAGCCCGAGAGCUCCGAGCUGGUGUUUCUGGCGGUGCACCCCUCGCUGGUGUGCCGCCUGGCGCUGGCGGCGCCGCUGCGCGUGGUCCGGCCCUGCGCGCAGGGCAGCCUGGCAGCGCCGGUGCUGCGCGUGACUGUGGUGUUCAUGAAGGUGGCCGGCGCGGCGCUGCUGCUGCAAGACCUGCCCGGCCCGGCCGCCCGCGCCCUGGAUGCCUUUUUGCGUCUAGCGGCAGGCCUGCUGGGCGCCGCGGGCGGGUAUCUGGUGGAGGGCGGCGACGGCCUGGCCCUGGCCGUGUUCGCCAGCCCGGCAGCUGCGACCCGCUGGGCCUUAGACACGGUGGCGGCGCUGAAGCGCUACCCCUGGGAGGAAGCACUGCUGUCGCACGAGCUGUGCGCGGAGGAGCUGGCCAUCGGCGGGGCGGUGGCGGUCUCCCACACCGCCAGCCAGGCGGGGGUGGCGGUGGGCAGCGGCCCAGGAGGAGGGGGCGGCGGCGGCGGCGGCGGCCUGCCGCACCAGUCCCGCUCGCCGCACUCGUUCACGUUGCAGCGGAGCCGGACCAUCAUGCAGGCGGGGCCACGGAUCAAGUGCGGCCUGGACGUGGGUGAGGUGACGCACACGCUGACGGAGGCGUCCGGGCGGCUGAGCUACCGCGGCCGACCCAUGAAUCGCGCCGCGCGCAUUGCGGGCAUCUGCGCCGCCGGCCAGGUGCUUGUGAGCGGCGACGUGUGGGCGGCGGCGUGCGAGGAGGACGCCGGUAUGGCUUAUAGCUACAGCGGCAUCAGCCUGGGAGCCAUUCCGCUAAAGGGCGUGGCGCAGCCCAUCGAGGUGGUUGAGGUGGUGCGAGAGUCGGAGCAGUAGCAGCAGGCGGCAGUAGCAGCACAGCGGCAGUGCGCGACGGCGGCAGUAGCAUACCCGCUGCUGCGGCAGCAGCACAACUUCACGCAGGCGCAGAGGAACUGCAGCAGCAGGCGCUGCAGAAUGGGCGUCCACGUGCACAGAUGCAGACUGGCGAUGCGCCAGCGGCUAACGAACGAAUUAGCCGCCUUCUCGAGCGUUCAACUGGUUUCCAUGGGACUGCUGCGAUCGCUUGGCAUGGAGCGGGCGCCCCGCCGUACCGAUCAUGCGGUGAUACGCGAUAGACUGAAAACAGCUGAUGAUAUAUUAAUGGGAUUCGCCAUGGAGAAGGUGUGGCCCUGGACAGAGGGGAAGGGACCAUGGACAACAAUGGUGCUGAGGCUUCUGAAAUGUGUGCUUCAGGUCUGACUUGCACAUGGAUGCGCGCUGAUCAGUCUGCCAUUUUCCAACAGGGGUGUCCCUGUUGCCCAGCCUGAACGCACUUCUGCCUGGGCGUGCGAAGGAUGGUGCUGUGGAUUGCUUUUACAUUUGCCGGUUGCGCUGCAAGGUUUGCGUGUUUUGAGCCUGCCAUUCAUUGCAAUGAGGAGGCCGGAUGUCUGGUGCGAUUGCCCGUCCUUGAACAAACUGAGGCGCAAGGGCCCAAAAACCCCGGGCGACGGGUUCCAUGGUGUGUGUGUUUUUAUGUGGGCCGCUCUGCCCGGCUCAUUGCGUCACUCUGCAGCCGGCAGCGGAGCCCUCCGCUUCCAUUUUACCCUGUUCCAACGUUUAGCUGAUAGUAAAUGAACGGCUUUGAGAAAGAGCGCCUUAUGGUGCCGCACACACGAAAUGGGCGGUGACUUGGGUGCGAGUUUAGCAGGGUGCUGCGCAGUUCGAUUAAGCAGGAACCUGCUGUUGUUCUACCUGUCGAGCCGCGCUGGUGAAAACGUGCUGAGAGCCCAUGAACGUUACUGAGACUGGACGCUCCCCAUUUUUUGCACUCCGAAGACUUGGAACAAUGAGGUUGCGGCGUUGUUUUGGAUAUGGGUGCACGUUGCACGUCAAUGGAGAACGCACGGCCCGGUUAUUUAUUGCACACCAGGACAUCAUGCCCUACGCGCAGGAAGGGUGCGUCAGGAUCGUUGCGUGGCUGCAAAGCAUCCGUUUUAUUACACUUGGCUCAACAAAGGCAGUGCCGUCUGUCCACGUGCGCAGACCUUGGUUUUGGCAGUUGCUUGCCUUAGUGCUGAAUUAGAUACACCGCUCGGCUCCCGGGCAGGUUUGAGUGUCCGCAAUGCAUGCGGGAUGCUGCCGCACAGCUGAGCUCCCACACUACCCAGCUACUACUGCUUUGCUUGAUGCCUGCUGGGGACUAUCGGGAACCCAUGUAUUGUGUUAAGAUCCCUUUGUGGUCACGUGGGGCUAGACAGCUUUGAGGAAUUUCUUCAGUAUUAGUCUCCUUACACACCUCCGGUUUAUAUUAUUUCAAAUCCACGCCAGGCCUUUACGGACUUGCAUCUUCGCUCAGCCUUCACAGCGUGGGCGUACGGUCUGUACUCUAAGUGGCUUAAGUGGUCUAGUUGGUGGACAGAUGAGUGAGGAUCAUACACUAGUGCUCAAAGCGGGAGUAUACAUUUAUACGGCAUGAGUGUACGGUACAGCUGCGGGUCCCAGCACCGCCGCGCGUCCGUUGAUGGACGCAGCUGUGUUUUAUAGGGCGCCCGAGGGCACCGCUUUAAGUAUCUAAUAUGUUUGGCUGGCUGUGAUGCAUCGUAUUUAGCUUAGAAGGAGAGGCCUGCUAGGACCAGCUGGCAGCAGCUGGUACGCUCAGGUGCCGAGGCCCUGCGGUCUGCCUGCCACGGUGACUUGGGCGGGUCGCGUGCUAAUGAAACUUUGGGGAGAGCUGACGUAGCUAUCCAUGCGGGGAAAGGCUUGUGUUUUGGCCUUCAAGCUUGGGAAUGUGCGUCCCAGUAACACAUAACGGGGCUGGACGGAGCCGCACAUUCGCCUCAAGCUGUCAGGAGCCUGCUUGGGCGACGUACAGUACGUCAGAGGUGUCUUCCACUAAACUCCUCCGACCUCCGGACAUGGCUAAGGCUGUGAGAGUUGCCAUCGGAGUCGCCAACUGGCGAGAACAAUUCU
Chlamydomonas reinhardtii is the source of this 8625-nucleotide messenger RNA. RefSeq lists its product as uncharacterized. NCBI's taxonomy places the organism in Eukaryota, Viridiplantae, Chlorophyta, Chlorophyceae, Chlamydomonadales, Chlamydomonadaceae. The record is from RefSeq and is a predicted model, not a curated record. Gene Ontology annotation, biological process: intracellular signal transduction; cyclic nucleotide biosynthetic process. The transcript has 23 exons. Bases 565 to 6510 code for a protein of 1981 amino acids.